Messenger RNA from Dioscorea cayenensis subsp. rotundata (Guinea yam), 697 nucleotides. Its product is annotated as LIM domain-containing protein PLIM2b-like. Gene Ontology annotation, biological process: actin filament bundle assembly. The record is from RefSeq and is a predicted model, not a curated record. Gene Ontology annotation, cellular component: actin cytoskeleton; plasma membrane. Gene Ontology annotation, molecular function: actin filament binding. Lineage: Eukaryota; Viridiplantae; Streptophyta; Magnoliopsida; Dioscoreales; Dioscoreaceae.
AUGUCUUUUUGUGGCACUCAAGAUAAAUGUAAGGCAUGCGAUAAGACGGUGCAUUUCAUCGACUUGCUCACGGCCGAUGGUAUUUCCUAUCAUAAGACUUGCUUCAAAUGUAGCCAUUGCAAAGGAAAUCUCACAAUGUAUAACUAUUCUUCAAUGGAUGGAGUGCUUUAUUGCAAGCCUCACUUUGAGCAACUUUUCAAGGAAACAGGCAAUUUCACCAAGAACUUUCAAACUUCUUCAAAGUCAGGGGAUAAGCAUAAUGAACUUUCAAGGACUCCAAGCAAAUUGUCCUCCAUGUUUUGUGGAACUCAAGAUAAGUGUGCUGCCUGCCACAAAACUGCCUACCCUUUAGAGAAGCUCACUGUUGAGGGAGAGUCAUAUCAUAAGACAUGCUUCAAAUGUUCUUAUGGAGGAUGCAUGCUUACAACAUCAAACUAUGCUGCACUAGAUGGAGUUCUCUAUUGCAAGCAUCACUUUGCUCAACUUUUCAUGGAAAAGGGAAGCUAUAACCAUCUCAAGAAAAGAAGCAUGGAGGCUGCUCCUGAACCUCCUCCACCUGAAGAAACCACCCAAGAUGAACAAAACACUACUCAAGAACAAUCAUCUUAAAAAGGUUCAUACAUACAUAUAUAGUUUUUUCAACAUUUCAUAGUAUUUGUUUCAUCAAUUACUUGGAAAUUAAUUGGAGUUUGUGAUA